Molecule: messenger RNA, 1566 nt
Organism: Purpureocillium lilacinum
Lineage: Eukaryota; Fungi; Ascomycota; Sordariomycetes; Hypocreales; Ophiocordycipitaceae
Source: RefSeq, a predicted model, not a curated record
AUGCGUCGUUUCUGGAUCGCUGCUCUUGCCGUUGCGGCUUGGCUCCCGGCCCCUGGCCUCGGCUUGCCGCAAGGCGACCCGUCAGAAACGAGCCAGGAUGGCAACGCCGGCGCCGGCGUUGCAGCCCUCACCGACGAAGAACUCGUCAAGAUAGCCGAAGACUUUUCGGAAAAGGAGUUCAAGCGACGGCUGAUCAACUACGACCUGGAGAAGUUCUUCAUCGCAUCGCAGCCGCCGCCGCAGAGCUCGUCGCUAAAGGCCCGUCAGGAAGGGCAGCUCACCGAUCUCGCGAUAGAAUCCAAGACGGGCGUGCCCACCUUCUCAGCCAUCCGCUCCUCGAUCGACAACUUUGAGCCCGACUCGAUGAAAGGUUUGAAGAAGAUGAUGAUGGCCGGCGGAUUUGCCAGAUGGGUCAAGAACAUGGUCAACGUCUACUCGACGAAUUCGACCGACGUGGAAAGGGUCGUGGUGGCUACGAGCAUCAUCCCCUUCAUGAGAUGCGCCUUCGACGCCUCAGCCAAGGCAGAAAAGGGCAAGGAAAACGUAGACUUGAGGUUCGCCUUGUGUACCGCCACGGACCUCGUGUCCCUCACCCCGGCCUGGCCCCUCGCCGCCGCCGUCACCAUCACGCUGGAUCUCGUCCGCACCAUCCCCCUGGCCAUGGCCAUCAACGAGGAGUGGGAGCACCUCAUGGUCCCCGAGAAUCUCAACCAGCGCCGCGCCGACAACUGGGCGCUGCAGCGCAGACUCAUCAUCACGGACCUGGUGUCCGGCGAGUGCAAGGCCCGCGUCAGGACCCAGUACGCGGCAAUGCAAGUGAGCACGCUCUUUGAAGAGUGCCGCGUCAAGGGCACGCUGUACGCGGGCGCCAUGCAGGCCGCGGCGACUGAGGAGGAGCGGCAGCGCAUCCGAGAGACGGAAUCUCUCGAGGGGAAAGCCGAGGUGGAACAGAAGACAUGCGAGGCCAUGUCGCAACUCAGGACGCAGCUUGUGGAGCAGACUCUCGAGGAAUCCACCAAGCUCCUCAAGACGCGGCGGUUCGAGUUCGACGAGCUCUUCUUCAAGAACCACGUGGCGUGGAUGAUGGAGAACCGCCCCAGGGGUUUUGGGGGCAUUCAGAUGAAGCCGAAGCCGCUCAUCGACUUUGCCAUGUCCGUGCGGAGUGAGUACAAGCUGGAGAUGACUCGCUCCCACAAGGCCAAUGACCGUGACCACAAGGGCCUCGCCGACGGCACCGCCGCUCCCACAGAGCACCUUCCUCGCUUCUUUGCCAAGCACGGCUAUGCCGACGCCGACCCCAAGAAGAUCAAGAAGGACGGUGGCGGCAAAGGCAACUGGGGAAACUUUGGAGAAGAGGUAGUGGAUGAAGACUUCCGCUUCACCAACGCGCGUCGCCGCUCCAACAGCAGCACCGUCUCACACCACAUGGGCGAGUUCAAGACCAAGUUCGACGUCAACGAACCCGAGCCCGUCUUUGAGGAGUCGGUCCACGGCCCCACCAGCGACGAGGGCGACGACCUGUCCAAGACAGACUCGUCGGAGAGCGGCGGGUCGUCAGCUCAUUGA